AUGGAAUUACAACCUACAAGAUCGGAUAACGAAAGUUCGCAGAGCCGGCGAAAAAGAUACGGUUCACAACCACCCGAAGGCCUCACGUCAGACUCUGAAGUUUCCUUGUGGCUCUUGGAAGCCGUGAAAGAAGAAAAGCGCCUAGCCGAGAUUGAAAUGGAGGAAAACCGCCGGAUCUUGCCGGAAUUUGGGUCGGGGCCUCCCACCGUCAAGCGGCCAGCCCCAGCUGUGCACCGUGGCUGCAAAUACCGCUUACCGUCAUCCGACCCGAUUGCCAUACCGCAGAUCCCAUACGACCCGUUUGACUACUGGUGGUUCCACCAAGAACUCAGGCGCCGCCAGGUUUACAUGUCGACGAUCACCUCCAAGGACCCCAAGUACACCCAGGUUAUACGCGAACUGGCCGACAUUUUCUUUGAAUUCAGAUUACUGGACAACUUAGAAUGCGACUUGUACGACAAUGACUUUGGUGAGAAGGAUGACAAACAGUGUCCCAUUUGCAGCUGCCAACCCGAGGAAGUCAACCAGGAGAUCAAGAUUGCAGUCGACCAGGUGAUCGAGGUCUCAAUCGACCAGGUGACCGAAGUCUCAAUCGACCAGGUGAUCGAGGUCACAGAUGACCAGGAGAUCGAGAUUGGAGUGGACGCGGUGGCGACCAUUACCUCCACUUAUCCCGUUACUCAAGACACAUGA
Molecule: messenger RNA, 693 nt
Organism: Macrosiphum euphorbiae (potato aphid)
Lineage: Eukaryota; Metazoa; Arthropoda; Insecta; Hemiptera; Aphididae
Source: the annotation of a GenBank genome assembly